CAGAGGCUGAAGAAGCAACAGGGUGUGAUGCGCAGGAUGACGCCACCGUCCUCCCUGCACCACGCCCCGGCCGACGAUGGCAGAAGCAGACUAUCCUCCGCCUUCGUCUUUGUGGCUCCCCCAUCACCAACUGACUCCCGUAGGCAUACCACCACACAAACCAUGUGUCCCAAGUUUAUGCCCACCUUACAUGUCACUGAUUCCCAUCUCUUGGUCGCCACACAGGCUCUAGAUACCGGUACUCAUUUGAUGCCCACUACACAAGUAUUUAAUGCCCAUCUCUUACCCACCACACAAGCCCCCAAUACCAACUUACCGUCCAUACGUAGGUCCUGGUCAAUGUACCACGUGGAGAACCAAGAACUGGCCACGGCGUUGCUCCCACUGCACCACCACCCACUCAAAGCCUCCAAGUACGGGUUCAGGACGGUGCCGCAUCGUAGACUAACCAAAAUCUACGAUAACUACGAAGAGAUGUUUCCUGACCCCACCAAACCUCCACCACCAAAGUCCUUCAAAUCAUGGGAAUGUAGAGGUCGGAUCGGUGAGCGUUGUAGGCGUGCUGUUGUGACACCAACAUGUGGAGAAAACACUUCUCCCCCGCCCCCGCCCCCGCCUCCGGUUCCUGUAUCCCAGCACUUUACCGUCAACAAACAGCCUUCACUAGUGCCUCACACCAACUCCUCCUGCCAUCACUGUCCACAUGCUCCACUCAACACGUCUGUCUCCUCACCCGUUGAACACUACAUCGUCGACACCAUCAACGAAACGUACAUAAGUGCUGACAGUUACCCUUCAUCGUGAGCGCUGACAGCUAUCAUCCAUACAUGAAGUCUGUCACACUCCUCCUUCACCACUAAGUCCGACAAAGAGAGAAAUAAUUGUAUCUAAAAUAUCCUCACAUUUCUUUCUACUCAGUCAGUCAUUUCCAUUGGUGAGUGAAACAAACAGAAAUUAAUCCAUGGAUAUUCUUUUAUUCUUUUAAGGUGUACAGUAGGGUUUCGGAUACGGCUUGUACCGCUCUGGGAUAAUCGGGGAGGAAUAUUUUACAUGUAUUGACAGAGGUGAUGGCAAGGUGCUGCGUAAACUAGUAUCAUGGUCGUGGUGGAAGGCGCUUGUUUCUCCUCUCGUUGAUCUCUUCUGGGGGGAAAAAACCCCCUAAUGUUUUAGAUUAUCUCCUGUAGCUCAUAACAGGAACCCAGGAGGAAGGACGAGCAGAGCAACAACCAAACAAGAUCCUGUGUUUAUGUUUAUUAGGUGUUUUAUCUUUUCUCUCCUUGAUACUUUCGUCAGCAUAUUCAGGGUUGAGUACCACUUCCUUUGUCUUUUACUGCAAGCAUUUAUCAAGCGUAAACUACAGAUCAUCUUUUUUAUGGUCUUUUGGUGAUAGAGGCGACAAUGUUAUUAAGCGUGAGUCGAGUUGUCAGGUACAGAGACGCCCUUGAGGGAGGUUUUAGAAACUAUCCUUCCUACCCUCCCCCAUCACCACCACUACUACUACCACCACUACCACCACCACCCCACCACUGCUACCACCACCACCUGCACGCCUACCCUGACGCCUACUUUUGAUCGGAUACUUUAGUAGAUGUUGGAAUUAUUAAUCAUUUUUAAUAUUUACCGCCACUAGAACAAGGUAUAUUGCUGUAGGCUUAACAUGGAACAACUAUUUAUUUCAGGUGCACUGGGACUUUUUAAUCACCCCGUAUAUUAAUCGAUACAUAACAAAGUUAAAGGGUAAUUCAGGGUUACAGAUGAUGUAUUAAGAAACUACAUGGUUAAGACUGACUCAAUUUGACCCGUAUGAUAUUUGUCUGUUUGUUAGGGUUACUGUAUGGUCUUGGCUACUACUGUUGGUCUACAAUACUUGUCUUGUUGCUCUUUGGCAUUCACGAAGAUAAUGAUAUAUAGUUGUUUACAAAAUUCCCUGGACGGUUUUAACAAUGGCAUAAAAAUGUUAGAUGACUGAUUUUAUUUUCCCACAUUUUCCUAGUUACUGGAUUGCCCU
Messenger RNA from Homarus americanus (American lobster), 2008 nucleotides. RefSeq lists its product as uncharacterized. The record is from RefSeq and is a predicted model, not a curated record. The transcript has 2 exons. The coding region runs from base 28 to 804 and encodes 258 amino acids. Lineage: Eukaryota; Metazoa; Arthropoda; Malacostraca; Decapoda; Nephropidae.